AUGGAAGACGGAGAACCUUCAAAUACAGGCAUGGAAGAUGGAGAAGCUUCAAAUAACCUUUCGGAAAAACUACCAAAACGAGUCCUCGGCGAUGGUUGCUACCCCGUUGGUGCUCGGUUGAACAUAUAUUCAAAGGCCAAUGUCAUUGGCCUCCUUGUCGAGGCGUUGAAGGGUACUGAAGAUCUUGAGAAGCUACUUCAUUCCCAGUUUGGGAAGUUGUUCCAUCUACCUGUUGCAAGAUGUUGCAACAGCGCCAAACUUGUUCAUGCCCUUCUAUCACGACAACUUGUGACCACGAAGAAACACGAGAUUUGGUUCCUCUUUGGUGGACAGCCUCUGAGAUAUUCGAUACGGGAGUUCAAGGAAAUCACUGGAUUGAAUUGCAAUCCCGAACCUGAUAGCACAGAAGAAGAAGACGAUGUGGGAAAAACAGGAAUCUGGAAAGACCUGUUCGGAAGAGCGAAGGCGAUGACCGUGUUUGAUGUGCUUGAAAUGCUAAAGGACCCGGAUCUACCCCGAUGGAAACGGCUUCCAUUGGCCCUAAUCGUUCUUGUCGACGGUGUUCUGUUUUGCAAUAGCAAAAAUCUGGCCCUCACCGAGAAAUACGUUGCGAUGCUGACUGACUUGGAUAGGUUCAUGGUGUAUCCAUGGGGGAGGGUAUCCUUUAACAAAACAGUAUCUCGUUUUCAAGCUCCGAAGGCAAUCACGGAUGCCGAGAAAAGGGAGAAUCCUGUAACACGAUUGCGCCAUCAGCUUAAACAGAAAACCAGUGCAUGCUAUGGAUUCCCUCUAUCACUACAACUCAUGGCCCUCCAAUCUAUACCAAUGUUGGUUUCCAAAAUUCCUCAACCUGAUAACUUGAAGACAUUCCUUGAAGAUCCCGAAGGCUAUGGUACUCGAGAUGGUGACAAUGACCAACAGAAUGAAUUGCGUUGGGUAGAUGAGGUAGAGGAUGCCGAAGUUGCAUUCAUGCAGGAACUCAUGGCCGAUGGGUACAAAUUCACACCUUCGGAUUUUGCAGUGGCACCGGCCCCUAUCGUGGAUAUUAGUGAUGCAGAGGACGAGGUUACCAAUGAACAGGAACCUGAGCCAUCCACCAGACCGAAGAAGAAACAGAAAACUCAUCAAACUGAAAAACGUCCCAUGCAGAGGAAGAGAGGCAGGGGCAAGAACUCUUCUAAUCUAUCGGAAGAUGAAUCCCUUGAUAGUGGACCCAUUAAAGAGCUUAAAAGAUGGAUAGUACGUCAGAAUACUUUGCUCCUUCGUGACAUUAAGACCGAGUUGGACAAGAGAUUGGGCGUAUACCAAGAAGACGAAGAAGAUGACGAUGUACACCAGUCAAAAGAAGAUGGGGAACAGGAUGAUGAAGGACAGAAUUCCAAAAAAGAUGGUAAAAAACCGGAUGAAGAUGAAGACGAAGCCGAAGAUGGAGGUGAAGAAGGAGGUUAUGAUGGGGCACAGUCUAGCGUAUGCCAUAAUGAUGGUGUACACCCCGAAGCUGGUGUACACCAGAAAGAAAGAGAUGAUGAAGAAGGGACAUCUACUUCCUACGGCGGGGACCAUUAUUCUCCCAGGGACCAUGCGUACUUGAAGACUCCAGAAGCUCCGACGAUGACCCUUGAACCGGGACAAGCCAAUUCAGGAACAACUCGUCCACCUCCUUACUUCGUCAUUCCGGAUGAAGAUCCACCUACUGGCCUCAACGAGGUGGAUGGUGGUAGAACAAAUUUGGUGUCAGGCCUCUUAGUAGUCUACAAAACUCAGACUCCUCACCCAUUGAGCUACGCAUAUAAGAAACAUGAAGCGCAGACAGAUGUGCAGGAUGCAGAGGCUGUGGCUAAUGAAGACGACUCAAAUUUGGGGAAAGAUUACCAUACUGCGCCUGGGGAUGCAAGUGAUGCUUCGCAGAAGACCCCUUGUACUCCUAAACCCCCACAAGAAGUUGAGGGAUCAUCUGGUGUGAGAUCGAAAGCUCCGUACAAACCACUCGAAUGGGUUGAAGAAGACCACUUCAAGGCAUUUCAGGAGUUAUUAUCGCGUGAAAGAAACAUCGACUUUUGCAUUGUCACUGGUCAUACUGUGAACAAUCAAUUCUUCCUACAAAUUGCGAAGCCUACUGAGUGGGUUAACACGAUGCACAUGCAAGUAAUAAUGGCCAUGCUUUGGAGACGUAGAGGUGAAAUCUACUUGAAAGACAGGGUAGCAUUUGUAGACACCUUGUUCAUAUCCAUCAUCGGCAACUACUACAACGAUUUCAUAUCGCGAGACAAAAAUCAGUAUGACUGGGGGAAAACCAUUCAGGGCAUUGUAUUGGGAAAACCAGCAAAGUGGGCUAAUCAGCGGCAGAGGCAAAUGUUUCUACGGUUUGUGGACGUUGUAUGCGUCCCGAUGAACUGGGGGUCUGAGCAUUGGGUGGGCCUUGUAAUUGACUUUAAAACGGGCAACAUAAAGAUUUUGGACUCUUUCAUCAGUCAUAAUGAUGAAGCGGCUGUGGAGCAGUAUAUGGCGCCCGUGUGUCAAAGUAUGCCAUUUAUAUUGAAGCGUUAUUUGGAUAGCCAAUUAACGGAAGGCGUACGCACCACCCCUUACACAUGGAGUCGUUUGGAGGGCAUAUAUCAGAACAAAAGAUCCGGUGACUGUGGGCCAUGUGCGGCCAAAUUCUUAGAGAUGCAUGCUGCAGGGCUUGGAGUGGAGGAUAUGGCUUUGAUAACGGACGAUGUCGUUGACAGGUUAAGGGAGAAAUACGCCAUGGACUCAUACGAAGAGUUUGUCGGGAAUCCGGCUAUUGCCAACGCUUAG
This is a messenger RNA of Eutrema salsugineum, 2799 nucleotides long. RefSeq lists its product as uncharacterized. Gene Ontology annotation, biological process: proteolysis. The coding region runs from base 1 to 2799 and encodes 932 amino acids. Gene Ontology annotation, molecular function: cysteine-type peptidase activity. Lineage: Eukaryota; Viridiplantae; Streptophyta; Magnoliopsida; Brassicales; Brassicaceae. The record is from RefSeq and is a predicted model, not a curated record. The transcript is spliced from 7 exons.